Molecule: messenger RNA, 1327 nt
Organism: Dimorphilus gyrociliatus
Lineage: Eukaryota; Metazoa; Annelida; Polychaeta; Dinophilidae
Source: the annotation of a GenBank genome assembly
UAUGAAAAUUGAUACAAUUAGCCAAAAUUUUUGUGAUACCAAAGAAUGCACAAGAGAUGACAUGACUGUGGAAGAAUGUCAAAGGCAAGGAGGUUCUCUUGUUCAUUUAGAUGGUUUAAAGUACUGCUAUAAAAUCGUUACAAAAAUUCCGUCGAGUUGUAAUAAUCAAAGGGACUUUUGUGCCAACCUCGGUAAAGAAUGGUCGAAGAGUAUUGUAGCUGAAUUUUGCCAUCAACCGCACGGAGAGUUGCUUAAGAAUUUAUCGUCAUUUGGUGGAUCUUUUUGGACUAAUAUCGUCGCGGAUGAUCAGAAUUCUAUUUGGACGAAUUGGUCCAUGUUUCUUUUAGCUGAAGGUACAAAAAAACUCUUUCAACAAGGAUGCUAUGGCGACAGUUCAAUAAUUAGCGAUUUAGAUGUGAGGUCACCUCUAAUUUCAUUGUAUAUAAAUGAAAAAUCUUGUUCGGAGAUUUGCUCUAAAUAUCCAGUAUCCAGUAACGGAAGAGUUACGGAUCCUCAGCUGAUAAAUGCACGAUUAAAUGUCGAGAUGGAUCGAAUUGCGGAGGAAACGGUUAUAAUUUUGUCUAUUCCAAUUACGAUAGUAGCUGGAUUUUAUUAUCAUGAUACUCCAGUUGAUUGGUACGAGGCUAAUUAUAGAUGUCUUUCAAGCAAUUCAAGAUUGCCGAGUUUUAUAAAUUGCAAUGAAAAAGCCAAGGUUAAAAAUGUUUUACCGUCCAAUACCGAGAUUUGGAUAGAUGCUGUAAAACAAAAAUGGAAAUGCAAAUGCCAAAGUGAUUAUUACGUGGGCGGCCAAUGCGAAUGGGAUGUUUGCCAACCGGAAAUUGACAAUUUUAAAAAAUGCGUUAUCCUUGAAAAUGGAAAGUGUAAAACAGCCGAAUGUACUGAAUUGAAUAAUAUUUUAUGCUUAGUCGAAAUUUGCGAUCCAAACAGUUUAAUAUGUUCUUAUGAAAGAAAAAAUAAAGAUCAAAAGUCGAGCUAUUUUCAAACAGCAAUAGCUCUAAUUGUUAUACUGGCUUUUAUUGCUAUUUCAUUGACAACCCUUUUUAUACUGUAUUAUAGAGCAGCGAGGGGUUUAUGGACCUGGAAAUUCCUCUCACGGUUGACAAGAAAACUGGGAGAUUCUCAAGUAUCUUCAAUACAUUUCGAUAUUAAAAAAAGCAAGGAACAAGAAGAAGGAGAAGAAGGAGAAGAAGGAGAAGAGGUGGAAGAGGAACAAGGGAAAGAAAGAAAUGACGACGAUGAAGAGGAAGAAGGGGAAAUAGGAAGAGGAAAAGAGAGAAAAAAUAUAAAAGCACCAUCAGUGAAUUAA